Linnemannia hyalina is the source of this 1533-nucleotide messenger RNA. Lineage: Eukaryota; Fungi; Mortierellomycota; Mortierellomycetes; Mortierellales; Mortierellaceae. The record is from the annotation of a GenBank genome assembly.
AUGGGCUGCGUCCACUCCAAGAACUUUGAGCCCGUCAACCACGUCGUCUCCCGCCGUCACAACAACAACGAAAAGGCUUCUUCUACCUCUUCCUCUUCUUCUUUCAAUUCUCCCCCUGCCUACGACCAAGACAUGAAGCUUGACCUCCACUCCUCGAACCCUUCACCCAUCCUGACCGAGCCCCAUGGUAUCAACAAUCCCAAGGCCGCUCUCCGUCAGGAGCGCGUUCACCACCUCAGUGAAUCGUUCAACGCAGACCCCAAGAACAGAAUGGUCCAGAACGCGGCGCACUCUCUCGAUUUCACAACCCUGAUCACUAACCGCGAGGUGAUGAUCGCCGACAACCAUACCUUCAACACCAAGAUCCCUAUCGAGUCCAUGGUCACCAACCAGAAAUCGUCCGGUCGCUGCUGGAUCUUUGCGGCGUUGAAUGUCUUCCGUGUUGAGGUCAUGAAGAAGUAUAACCUGGAGGAGUUUGAGCUCUCGCAGGGGUACUUGUUCUUUUGGGAUAAGUUUGAAAAGUCCAACUGGUUCUUGGAGUGCAUGAUCGACCUGCGCGACAGGGACGUGAACGACCGGGUAGUCCAACACCUCCUCAAAGAACCCGUCAACGACGGCGGACAAUGGGACAUGCUCGUCAACCUCGUCGAGCGUUACGGUGUCGUCCCCAAAGCCCUCUACCCCGAAUCCUUCUCUUCCUCCUCCUCGGGCAAGCUUAACAACCUGGUCAUUUCCAAAUUGCGCGAUCAUGCUGUCGUCUUGCGUCGUAUGGCUGCCCUGGGCAGGUCAAUCGAGGAGUUGAGGGCCGAGAAGGACAAAUGUCUGAAGGAGAUUUAUAACAUUCUGGCGAUUACGCUGGGGGAGCCACCCAAGAAGCCAUUUACGUGGUCGUUCAGGAAUAAGGAUAAGAAGUACUUUGAGUUCCAGAACGUUACUCCUCAGUCUUACUUCCGUGACCAUGUUGGAUACCCUGUCGCGGACACGAUCUCGAUUGUGAACGACCCUCGUAACAAGACAAUGGCGCUUUACACUGUCCAGUACCUCGGAAACAUUUCUGGAGGACAGCCCAUCCGUUACGUCAAUGCUCCCAUUGACGACCUCAAGGCUCUCGCCAUCAAGAAGCUCUCCUCCGGCAAACCCGUCUGGUUCGGCGCGGAUGUGGGCAAGUACUUGCAGCGGGACGCGGGUAUCUUGGACCCCAAGGUAUUCCAAUACGACCUGGCCUUCAAUGUCAGCUUCAAUAUGACUAAAGCCGAGCGAUUGAUCCACGGCGAGUCCCUGAUGACCCACGCCAUGGUCUUUACGGGUGUCCACUUGGACGAGCAUGGCAAACCUGUCCGUUGGCGCGUCGAGAACAGCUGGGGAGAUGUCGGCGGUGAUAAGGGAUACUUGACUAUGAGUGAUGCUUGGUUCUCGGAGUUUGUGUACCAGGUUGUGUUGGAGAAGGCGAUUACUCCCAAGAAAUACCUUGAUGUUUUAGAGCAGGAGGUUCAUGUCCUUCCUGCCUAUGACCCUAUGGGUGCCCUGGCCUAA